This is a messenger RNA of Sebastes umbrosus (honeycomb rockfish), 2644 nucleotides long. It is a transcript of the gene ptpn11b, whose product is annotated as protein tyrosine phosphatase non-receptor type 11b. The record is from RefSeq and is a predicted model, not a curated record. NCBI's taxonomy places the organism in Eukaryota, Metazoa, Chordata, Actinopteri, Perciformes, Sebastidae. Gene Ontology annotation, biological process: protein dephosphorylation. Gene Ontology annotation, molecular function: protein tyrosine phosphatase activity. The coding region runs from base 119 to 1903 and encodes 594 amino acids. The transcript has 16 exons.
GUGAUGUGUGGCUCAGCUCGCAGGUUCAACAGACCUCUCACUCCUCACUGCUCACAGAGACUCAGCGGAGGCUAAAGGGGGAACGUUUGUGGACUCUUGACAGCGCACAGAGACUGCUAUGACAUCUCGCAGGUGGUUCCACCCCAACAUCACCGGAAUCGAGGCAGAGCAGCUCCUGUUGACCCGGGGCGUCCACGGCAGUUUCCUGGCCCGGCCAAGCAAGAGCAACCCGGGGGAUUUUACCCUCUCUGUCAGGCGCAACGAUGAGGUGACCCACAUUAAGAUCCAGAACUCGGGUGACUACUACGACCUGUACGGAGGCGAGAAGUUCGCCACUCUGGCCGAGCUGGUGCAGUAUUACACCGAACAACAGGAUCUCCUGCGCGAGAGGAACGGCCAUGUCAUCGAGCUCAAAUACCCGCUUAACUGCAAGGACCCCACCUCUGAGAGGUGGUACCACGGGCACCUCUCUGGGCGAGAUGCAGAGAAACUGCUCACAGACAAAGGCAAAGCCGGUAGCUUCCUGGUACGGGAGAGCCAGAGUAAACCGGGCGACUUCGUCCUCUCGGUUCUCACCAACGAGGAGAAACACGACAACGUGGACCGCAAGACCAAGGUCACCCACGUCAUGAUACGCUACCAGGACGGUAAAUACGACGUGGGCGGCGGUGAGAAGUUCGACACCCUGGCUGACCUGGUGGAUCACUACAAGAAGAACCCCAUGGUGGAGAAAAGUGGCAUCGUAGUGCACCUCAAACAGCCACAUAACGCCACGAGGAUAAAUGCAGCCAACAUUGAGAACCGGGUACGAGAGCUCAACAAAGUAGCAGACAACUCUGAGAAACCCAAACAAGGAUUCUGGGAAGAAUUUGAGGUACUUCAGCAGCAAGAGUGCAAACUGCUGUAUCCCCGGAAAGAAGGCCAGAAGCCAGAAAACAAGAGUAAAAACAGAUACAAGAAUAUCCUCCCCUUCGACACAACUCGGGUUGAACUCAGGGAAGCAGAUCCAGAUGUUCCUGGUGCAGACUACAUCAAUGCCAACUACAUCAGAAGUAUGCACGAAGAGGGGCGCCACGUGGAUGAGGGCAAAGUCUUCAUCGCCACCCAAGGGUGCCUACAGAAUACGGUGGUUGACUUCUGGAAGAUGGUGUAUCAGGAGAACACGCACGUCAUCGUCAUGACCACGAAGGAGAUGGAGCGAGGACGGAACAAAUGUGUCCGUUACUGGCCCGACCUCAACGGCACCAAGGAGUUCGGGAAGGUGCUGGUGAGGAACGUGGACGAGCGGCCGGCACAAGACUACAUCCUGAGGAAGCUGGAGGUGACCCGACUGGACCGGAAGGAGCCUCUGAGGUACAUCUGGCACUACCAGUACCUGAGCUGGCCGGACCACGGGGUGCCCAAUGAGCCCGGCGGUGUCCUCUGGUUCCUAGAGGAGGUCAACCGCACCCAGAGUACCAUUCCAGACACUGGACCCAUUGUCGUCCACUGCAGCGCAGGCAUCGGCAGGACGGGCACCAUUAUCGUCGUCGACAUCCUUAUUGACGUUAUUAACCGCCAAGGUCUAGAUUGUGACAUCGACAUCCCUAAGACCAUCCAGAGGGUGCGGCAGCAGAGGUCCGGCAUGGUGCAGACAGAGGCCCAGUAUAAGUUCAUCUACAUGGCUGUGCAGCAGUACAUAGACACGGCUCAGAAGAGACUGGAGGAGGAGCAGAGGAAUAAGACGAAGGAGAGGGAAUAUUCUAAUAUCAAAUAUCCCCAGAUGACCAACUCGAGGUCCAAACCCAGCAUGGCAUCCUCACGCUCUUCUUCUGUGAUGACAAAUGAUGAUUCGUCGAGUGUGUACGAGAACAUAAACUUUAAAAGCCCUCAGACGUCUUUUAGCAGUAACACCAGGAGAUAAAACCACGGCUGUCGACCUCCACAUCUCUCUGUCUGCCUCUCUUUUCAGCAGAGGUGUCGCUUCAUCAGCGCCUGAAAAUCCCUCAUGGAGAGGAGGGAGGGUGUUGCUCUGACUGCAGCCCACAUCAGUGGACCCUGCCUGGGCUGAAGGUGGCGAGCUGAACCCCCCCACCCCCUUUCCCUCUCCUGCUGACGUCCCGCUGGACCUCUCUGUCUGGAGUCAAACCUUACCCUCCAUAGAGGGGAUGACUCUAUAAGCAUAGCACUCUCGCUCAGGGCCCUCCCCACUUUUCUCCCCUCCCCCCAAUCCUCUCCCUCUCUUAACCAGCGCCAAGUGCCUUGUCACAGGAUGUGUCUGUAAUCUAGCCUUCUCCAAACCUGCUGUUACAUCUCUACUGUUACUUUUCCAAAUCCUGGAAAUCCAAGUUGAUGUGUGAAACGACCAGUUUUUCCUCGGGGAUGACGGAUCUUAAACACGGAGUCUGUCCUGGUCUGAACUGAGCAGAGCUGUACAGGACCCAAGAAGAGGUCAAAGCUAAGCUGUUUGUCCGCUCGUCGCCAGAAAUCACUGUGUCUCGCUAUCCCUCUUUCUCUGUCUUUGCUGGCUUUCAUUUGAACUCGAACCCAAGACUGUUUUUUACGGCAUUCUGUCUCCCCAGCUGCGGUGGUUAUUAAUGUGGCCGCUUAGUUAUAGCAAGGACAGUUAUGUAACCUGCAGCAGGCCCCCCCCCCCCCCCCCCCC